GCUACAGGAGAGGUGACAGGGUUUAGCAGAGGUGACAGGGUAAGUGAAUGGGUUUGGCAGAGGUGAAAGGGUUUGGCAGAGGUGAGCGGGAGCUACAGGAGAGGUGACAGGGUUUGGCAGAGUUCAGGAGCCGCAGGAGAAGUGGCAAGGCUUGACAGAUGUGACAGGGUUUGGGGUGGCAGGGUAGGUGACAGGGUUUGGCAGAAGUGACCAUUUGUGAGGAGUUACAGGACAAGUGACAGGGUUUGACAGGACCUGCAGGGCUUGGUGGGGGUGAUGAGAUUUGGCAGGUAGGUACCAAUGUGCUCCCUGACAGAUCUGGAUGUGGGGAGAUGGUUGAGGAUCCCUGGCUUUGCCUGGCCCCAGUGAGUGGUGUUUUGCUUUGAGAUGCCUUCAGUGUUUGACAAAGAACCUUUCCAGAUAUGCUGCAGAUAUUAAGUCAUUGCCACCCAACAUAAAGGAUAAACUGAUUAAAUUAAUGAGCAGGCAAGGGCAAAUAACUGAUUCAAAUAUCAGUCAGGUACUGCACCCUGCUGUUGAGUCUCUAGACCUCCGAGACUGUGAUAUUUCAGAUAAUGCAUUGCUGCAGCUUUAUAAUUGUAAGCAGCUGAAAAAAAUCAACUUGAAUUCUUGCAAGGAAAACAGAUUUGGAAUCACUUCAGAAGGUGUCAUAGCACUGGCCUUAUCCUGCCCUUACCUGUGUGAAGCCUCUUUUAAAAGGUGCUGUGAUAUAACUGACAGUGGAAUUCUUGCUCUUGCACUCAACUGCCAGUUCCUACAAAUAGUGAACUUGGGCAGCUGUUCAGGCAUCAUGGAUGCAUCUCUGCAGGCACUAGGAGAAAACUGCAAGUUUCUUCACAGCGUGGACUUUUCAUCUACUCAGGUAACAGAUGAUGGCGUUGUAGCACUAGUGAGUGGAACAUGUUCAAAGAAUUUAAAGGAGAUCCAUAUGGAGCGCUGUGUGAACCUGACUGACGUCGCCGUGGAAGCCGUCCUUAAUUGUUGUCCCAAGAUACACAUUUUUCUGUUCCAUGGAUGCCCAUUGAUAACAGAUCGUUCCCGAGAUGUUUUAGAGGAGCUCAUUAUAUCAAACAAAAUCAAGCAAGUCACAUGGACUGUUUACUGAUCAUUUGUCCCAUACAAAUGAGUGUCAGGUUUACAGAUGGGAGAGCCCUUUCAGCAAGCAAGCACCUUGGAGAGCCAGUAGGGGACUUUUGUACCACCAGAUUGUGAACCUCCUGGUUCCCACUGGAGGUCUCUGUUGCUAUUCCAGUCCUUGCCUGUGAGUCUGGGCUUCCCCAUUGUCUCUGCUUGGAGCCCUGUCUGUCUUUGCGUCGCUGAUGAUACUUCGUUAAGAGGAAAGUUAAACUAUAAUUAACACCACACUGAGCCAUAGCUCAGCCCCCUCGAAGUGUCAGACUUGGCUGCUCCUUGGCAUCCUUUAGCAACUUAGCUACAUGUACAGACACACUUUAAGUAACUGAGUUUGUAGGCUGGCAAGGUACUUUCAACUAAAAGUACCAAACGAAAACAUAGCACUGACACUCACACAGAAGUGUCUGUAAAGUUGGGAGUUAAAUCUGACAAAAGUCAACAGACAGAACAGGUGAAUGGAGGUGGCAUUGAGAGCAAUACAAAUAUAUUUUUAGUAGUACAAACAAUCUCCUUUCACCACGUACUUCUCCUAGAUCUGGAAUGAAAAAUGUAGGUACCUUUCUUCAGAUGUUACUGAUGCUGCUGAUUUCUGUUUGUACUUACCAUCAAAUACUUGCUGGAUUUUUACAUAUCCAAAGCUACAGUCUGUGAAUGUGUAAACAUAAACUUGCUUUGGAAUUGUUAUGGUGACUUUACAAAUUUCAGAGUAGUAGCUAUGACCAGUAAAAGAGUUUUGUAUAUGGGCAAAUAUUUAAUUUGCUCUGGCUUUUGCCUAUGUUUCUACAUGGAAGUCCUUUUAGGGAACAAAACAUUAAGCACUCAUAAGCAUAGCUGUGAGUGAAAUAGGACCAAAUUUUGUGGCUGAGUAUAUAAAUCUCAGGAUGGUGGAGUUCAGUAGAGUACAUGUUCUGCUGUUUAUUAUAUUAAGUUAUUAUAAUAAUGCGGUUUAUUAUAUAUCCAGGGGCCCUCAGAAGCUGAAAAUAACAAUAAAUGUGUUGUUUAAUUAUAGUCAUAUUAGAGAAAAAAUUUUUGAAUUGUAGAAUGAAUUUAUUACAUGAUGGAGCAGUAGUCUCAUCACAGUUAUAAGUCAUGUUCAUUGGCUUUCUUGAACCAGCAUAAUCUCUUGUGAGAAUUCUAUGAUUUCUGCAUUAAGCUUCCUAAAAUGCUAGCAAUUUUAGCAUUGUACAGGGCAUGGAGCACACUAGGUUGAUACUCUGUAUGUGGAAGUAGAAGGGUUUAGCUAGGGUGGUCUUACAUGGAUCUGAGGACAUUUGGAAAUGCAUGAGUUUAGGCAACUAUAAUGAACAUGUUUACAAUUUAACACCUGUCAUAGCCACACUUAUUUUAAGUGUUGCAGAAAUAAUCCAGUCUUCUACUAAUCUAUUCAAAGUUCAAGUCAAAUUGCAUGGAAGAUACAUGUUGCAGCCAAUAUUAAAGGAUAUUAUGAUGUCUGACA
Molecule: messenger RNA, 2611 nt
Organism: Empidonax traillii (willow flycatcher)
Lineage: Eukaryota; Metazoa; Chordata; Aves; Passeriformes; Tyrannidae
Gene: AMN1
Product: antagonist of mitotic exit network 1 homolog
Exons: 7
Coding region: 479-1126 (215 amino acids)
Biological process (GO): SCF-dependent proteasomal ubiquitin-dependent protein catabolic process
Cellular component (GO): SCF ubiquitin ligase complex
Molecular function (GO): protein binding
Source: RefSeq, a predicted model, not a curated record